AUGUCUUUCAUCGACCUACCAAACGAGCUUCUAUGUGCUAUUGCCAAAGAUCUCCACAGAGAGAAAUCAAUCAGUGCACUGGCUCGAACAAAUCGCUUUUUCUUCUCGGCCUUGAACGGCUACCUCUAUGCGCACAAUGUUCGGCACCACAAUGCUUCUGCACUCUAUUGGGCCAUUGGAACGGGAAAUACAGGUACUGCUGCAAAUUCUAUCUCAAAUGGAGCAAAUAUCAACGCUCAAAACUCACGAGCUUUAACUCUCGCCCUCUCCAGCUACCAGUUCAACAUGACUCUCUUCCUUCUCGAAUCUGGGGCUGACCCCAAUUGCACAUUAUCCAACGGCGAAACUCCCCUGUGGAUGGCCAUCUGCAUCAGGCUCAAGAAGUUUGCCGAGGUCCUGCUCAACAAUCGAGCCGAUCCAAACAUCAGAAACCAUCUAGGAGAGACUGCACUAUUCCAGGCGGUACGGUUUAGCUAUUUGCCAACAGUCCGUCUUCUUAUUGGUUCUCCAAAAGGUGUGGACGUGAAUGCUAUCGACAACAGUGGCCUGACACCGCUACAUGCUGUCAUCCUUGCCGAGCGAAAGCCUCUGGGGUUCAGCUACGCUCGUCGCAGGAUCUUCAGUUUGCUUCUGGAACGCGGUGCCAAUGCGGAACAUGCCGACAACGAUGGCACGACACCGCUCGUUCGGGCUAUACGCAAUGGCAAUGAGGAUGCCGUCAGACUAUUGCUUCAGCACCAAGUCGACCUCCAGCGUACGGACCAAAGCGGCAAGACUGCAUUGCAUGCUGCAGUUGAACAGGGAUACACAUCUCUCGUCAGAUUGAUCUCCGGCUACGGUGCAAAUAUUGAAGCCAAGGAUGUCCAGGGCAGGUCGCCAUUGCAUCUCGCCGUUAGUCUUCAUCAGCAUGACAUUUUCGCCUUUCUGCUUUGCAAAGGUGCUGAUCUAGAAACGAAAGAUGCUGAGCUCCGGACACCUUUACAUACUGCAGCUGGGUCUACAUAUCUCAGUAUGAUUCUACUUGGUAGGGACGUAAAUGCAUGCGUCGCCGAUAUCCAAGGAAUCACCCCCUUGCAUCUCGCCGCCAAGGCUGGUAACGAACUUCUUGUCAGGCAGCUUCUUGAUCUACGUGCAGACGCUGGGUAUAUGGAUAAGCUUGGCAUAACUCCGUUGCACAUGGCAGCUGCGGCUCAGAGUGAACCAAUCAUUGAAGUUCUCCUCCGUCAUGGUGCAUACUGGAAUCCUAAGGAUAUCGGAGGCUUAACUCCAUCGAAAUAUGCGCCUCUCGAAGCUCGUGAAUCAAUCAAAAAAUUUAUUCGCAAAACGACUUUGAGACUCAAGGGUUCCCUAUGA
This is a messenger RNA of Penicillium riverlandense, 1353 nucleotides long. RefSeq names its product ankyrin repeat domain-containing protein. The record is from RefSeq and is a predicted model, not a curated record. The transcript has a single exon. The coding region runs from base 1 to 1353 and encodes 450 amino acids. Gene Ontology annotation, molecular function: RNA nuclease activity; protein binding; RNA binding. NCBI's taxonomy places the organism in Eukaryota, Fungi, Ascomycota, Eurotiomycetes, Eurotiales, Aspergillaceae. Gene Ontology annotation, biological process: RNA processing.